Molecule: messenger RNA, 1824 nt
Organism: Plasmodium berghei ANKA
Lineage: Eukaryota; Apicomplexa; Aconoidasida; Haemosporida; Plasmodiidae
Product: conserved Plasmodium protein, unknown function
Exons: 1
Coding region: 1-1824 (607 amino acids)
Source: RefSeq, a predicted model, not a curated record
AUGUUUCCUAACAAUGGCUUUAACGAAGGGAUAAAUCAGCUGAAUUCUUACCAAAAUAAUAAUAGGAAUCCUUAUGAGAAUAAUAAUGAAAAUUUUUAUCAAAAUCCUGGGAAUAUUAUGCAAGGGGGCUACAAUAAUGGGCUUGUUAAUAAUAUGUAUGGAAAUGAUUUUAUGAAUAAAAAUAUGAAUAACUAUAACAAUGAUAUUUUUGGUAAUAGCAUGAAUAAUAUGCCAAAUAUGAAUAAUAGCCAAAACCAAAAUAAUUUAUAUUUUUCAAACAAAAAUGACAAUAUAAAUUUUCCAAAUCAAAAACCAUUAUUUACACAAAUUAAGCAAAACGUUUCAAUUUUUGGAAAUAAACCAAAAAACACACCCCUUUUUGCAAAUAAUAAUAUUAUAGGUGAAUCCAAAUUUAAUAGACCCAAUCAAACGUCAAAUUUCAGAUUUAAUGAUUUUGUAGGUAAAGACAAAUCAAUAUUUGGAAAUCGAAUAAAAGAAGGAAAAUCACUUUUUAGAAAUUCAAAUAACAUGAAUUAUGGAAAUAAUAUAAAUUAUGCGGGCAUAGAAAAUUCGGCGCCUAAUAAUAAUAUUAAUCCAUUAAAUAAUCAAAAUAAUAAUUAUGUAAAUUACAAUUGUGAUUCUAGAGUAAUUCCUCAAAAUGUGAUAAAUCCUUGUAACUAUAAUGAUCCUAUGGCAAAAAAUAUGAAUUUUAUGAUGAAUGUACAAAAUAAUAAAAUGAAUAAUAUUCCAUAUAUGAAUUAUAAUAUGAAUGGUAAUAGUUCCGUUGUAGGAAAUUUUAAUAUUGGAGAAAAUAAUUCUAGUAUUUCUGGUAUAAAUAAUUCAUCUUAUAACAUGCAACCGCAUUUAAAUUCUGGAGAUAAUACUAUGAAUGUUGGGAGUUUUAACAAUAUGAAUACUGCCUAUAAUAUAUAUGAUAUUGGUGGAAAAAAUCCAAAUAUAAUUAAUUAUCCCCAAUUUAGUAGUCAAUCGGAUCUAAACAUGAAUAAUAAAUUUAUAAAUAAUAAUGUAGGAAAUAUGCAACAUUAUCAAAAUAUACUACAAAAUAAUAAUGUGAACAAUGCAGGCAAUUUUGGUUUAAAUAAUUUCAAUUUGCUUGGUUCUCAUAACAAUAUUCUCAAUAGUGGUAUAGUGCAUGAUAAUAAUAAAAAUCCAAUGGAACAAAAUUAUAAUUUUAAUAAUGUCGAUUUUAGAAAUCAAGUAAUUCAACCAAGCAACCCUGACAGUAAUUCGCACUAUACCAACAACACAGCUAAUUUGGAAAUACAAGAAAUGAAUAAUAAUAUGAAAAACAAUACAAAGGAUAUGGAAAAUAAAAAUAAUGGAAUUUUAUUUACUAAUGAAAAUGAAAUUAUGUUUGAAAAAAAUUAUAUUCAAAUCGACAAAACAAAAAAAAUAAAAUUUUUUAAUGAAAAUUUUAUUAAAUCUUUAGAACAAAUAAAUAAUCAGAAUUUAAAUAGUUAUAAUGAAAAUAGAUCAACUAUAUAUACAUUCCCAACUUCUCAAUUAUUUAAUAAUGCAUCAUUUUAUUUGAAAGCAAUUGAAGAGUGCAAAAAGGGCGAAAGAUUUGAUGUUGAUAGCCAAUUAUUUGAUAAAAUUUUUUCAAAAAAUAUUUCGAACAAUUUUACAGUUUUAAAAAAUAUUGACACUAACAAAAUAAAUGAAAAAGAUUUCGAUCUAAGUAUAUAUUAUCCCUUAUUACACGUUGAAAAAAUUAAAUUUAGAAAUUCCUCCGAAAUCCCUCAAAAUAUAAAUCAAUUGCUAGCUUCUCCAUUUGAAUUGGGAAAAAUACCUGCAGUUAUUUAG